CGCGGCUGUGUGACGUGCUUGGUUAUGUCCUCGUAACCAAAAUAUAUACCUUCGAAAGUUACUUCCAUCGAAGAGUAAUAGAGAUAAAAAUCAAAAUGAAUCUCGUCACGAGACAGUGUUUGAGAAUUUUACGAAGCAACGUUAGGAAUCAGAAGACGUCGUACAGUCUUAGAGCUUCCGGUUUUAAAAGCGCUUUGUCCCUGGAGAAGUUUUAUCCGGAGAGCAAACUGAAGCUGCACACUCCAACUUUCGUACCAAAUCCUGAAGCGAAAUUCAGUGGUUACAUACCCAUGGACAAGGUGCAGAUAACGUACAGUGGUAGCAGCGGACCGGGAGGGCAGAACGUGAACUGCGUGAAUACCAAGGUGGACCUGAGAUUCCAGGUAGCCAGUGCUACCUGGCUGUCGGAGGAAAUUCGAACGAAUUUAGCGGAACAAAACAAAAACAGGAUAAACAAAGACGGUUACUUAAUAAUCAAGUCGGAUUUAACGAGAUCCCAGCACUUGAAUUUGGCGGACGCUCUUGAAAAGCUAAGAGCGAUGAUAAGAGCCACUCUUGUGGCACCGCCGCAACCGUCGCCCGAAUCGGAAGAGAAGAAGAGGAAAAAUUUGUUGAGAGCUGCUAGGGAGAGGCUACACGAAAAGAGAGCUCAUUCCCAUCUCAAGCAAAGCAGACGAGUCCCCGCGGCUGAGUUUUAAAUCAAUUUAGUUAUUUAAUUAUUUAAGUUACUGAUUCAAAUACUGUAUAGUUGUACGUAAGAAUGAGCUAUAUAAAUAAAAUAAAGGAAAAGAAUUUAUA
This is a messenger RNA of Temnothorax curvispinosus, 798 nucleotides long. Its product is annotated as peptidyl-tRNA hydrolase ICT1, mitochondrial. The transcript is spliced from 3 exons. The record is from RefSeq and is a predicted model, not a curated record. Gene Ontology annotation, biological process: mitochondrial translational termination. Gene Ontology annotation, molecular function: translation release factor activity. The coding region runs from base 96 to 698 and encodes 200 amino acids. Lineage: Eukaryota; Metazoa; Arthropoda; Insecta; Hymenoptera; Formicidae. Gene Ontology annotation, cellular component: mitochondrial large ribosomal subunit.